Emericellopsis cladophorae is the source of this 975-nucleotide messenger RNA. Its product is annotated as Formamidopyrimidine-DNA glycosylase. The coding region runs from base 1 to 975 and encodes 324 amino acids. Gene Ontology annotation, biological process: base-excision repair. Gene Ontology annotation, cellular component: nucleus. Lineage: Eukaryota; Fungi; Ascomycota; Sordariomycetes; Hypocreales; Bionectriaceae. Gene Ontology annotation, molecular function: damaged DNA binding; DNA-(apurinic or apyrimidinic site) endonuclease activity; DNA N-glycosylase activity. The record is from RefSeq and is a predicted model, not a curated record. The transcript has a single exon.
AUGAAGGACACGGAGCUCGAAGACUGGCCACCCAAAUUCUGGAAGUUUCAUCUGGAGACAGACACGAAACCUUCAGUCAAAGUCGCCUACACAGAUGCACGUCGCUUCGGGCGAGUUCGCCUGGUGGACUGCCCCGGAGAAGACAUCAGACAGUACUCACCUCUUGUCGAGAAUGGUCCGGACCCGGUCAAUGACCUCGACAUUUUCACCGAGCAAUACUUGCGGGACAAGAUGCGCUCACGGAGGGUACCAGUGAAAGCCUUGCUGCUGGACCAGACCACCAUUAGUGGUAUUGGCAACUGGGUAGCAGACGAGGCACUCUAUCAGGCGAAGCAACACCCGGAGCAAUAUUGCAAUACGUUCAACGAUGAGGAGAUCAAAACUCUCUUCGACUCAAUCCGAUACGUGUGUCAAACAGCCGUCGAUCACCUUGGAGAUUCGGAUGCCUUUCCCGAACACUGGCUUUUCAACCACAGAUGGGGCAAAGGAUCGAAGGAGGAGGCUUCCCAGCAUCCAAACGGGGAGAAGUUGGCGUUCAUCACAGUUGGCGGCAGAACCAGCUGCUACGCUCCCGAAAGACAAAAGAAAACCGGCAAAGUGGAACCCAAAGCUGAGGACACAAAUGCUGGUGUUGAAGCAGCAAAACAGUCGGGGAAGCGGACGCGGAAAAGGUCGCAGGUCAAACUUGCAGACGGAGAAAAAGGGGAUGGUGCCGAUGUGAACACCACUGCACCUGAGCUUGGGCCACCUGCCAAGAAAAGCAGGGAAGCACCCCCAUCUGAAGCUGGCGAUCUCGUCGUCAAGCCGUCACGGAAAGGAUCGAAAAUCAAGUCAGAAGCUGCAGAUGGGACAGGUACCGCACCGCGGUCAUCGCGACGCAAGCCGGAUACGACAAUAGACACGACCUCGACCAACAUGGUUCCAGAACCACAGCGUGGUGCGGGUGGCCGCAGAAAGUCCGCAAGGCUUCAGUAG